GCAUUUGAGACGGAUUUCUGGAAUGAAAACCACCACAAUACUUUAAUAUUUACACUCUCAAAUACGUCUGAAGACAAAAGAAGAUAACGAGAACACACUCGAGUAUCUCAUCAUCAGAAUGGGGGUAUCUAAUGAGAAGACAGAAAGAUGUGGGACCAUCUGCCUAAAAUACUUACUUUUUGCCUUCAAUUUCCUGUUUUGGCUGGCAGGGGGCGCUGUCAUGGCAGUGGGAAUAUGGACAGUGGUGGAGAAGAGUGACUACAUCAGCUUGUUGUCUUCCAGUAUCUACGCCAUCUCUGCCUACAUCCUCAUUCUUGCAGGGGUCAUUGUCAUGGUGACGGGAGUACUGGGCUGCUGUGCCACUUUCAAGGAGCAAAGACAGAUACUGAGAGUGUACUUUGUCCUGUUGCUCUGUAUUUUCCUUCUGGAGAUCCUUGCUGGUGUGCUGGCCUAUGUCUACUAUCAGCAGCUAAAUGAGGAACUGAAGGAGAACCUGAAGGAGACCAUGGUGACGAAAUACCGUCAGCCAAAUGAGGACCAUGUAACCAAGGCAGUGGAUAAACUACAGCAGGAGUUUAAAUGCUGUGGUAGCAACUCGUCGUCAGACUGGAAUGCCAGUAAGUGGAUCAUAUCUGAGUCCAAAGACUCCAGAAGAUUUGUUCCUGACAGUUGCUGCAAGACCCCUGUAGAUGGCUGUGGGAAAAGAGACCACCCAUCAAACAUCUAUAAGGUGGAAGGUGGCUGUAUCACAAAGCUGGAGAACUUCAUCAUGGACCAUCUGAAGAUCAUUGGCGCUGUGGGUGUAGGGAUCGCCUGUGUUCAGAUCGUGGGCAUGGUUUUCACAUGUUGUCUUUAUAGAAGUCUAAAGGCAGAUCCAUACUGAACACAUUUUGCCUUUGAAGGGACAGUGCAAAUGCCUACCCACUGAACAUAUUUUUCAAUAAGUGUCUCAGGUUCUGUAUGCGUUGAUUUGAGACAUAAAAGAGGCUAACUUUAUAAAGAAAAAAAAAAUAAAUCAAUCAAACACUGGUGGAAGCAUGUACAAGGAAAUGAAUAUGAUGCCAUUUUAAACUGCAUGGAGGAGACGCAUUAGAAAAACAUGUUGCCAUACGAAUGGUGUGCUUUAGCUAUCCGAUACCAACAUUUCAAGUCAAGAUUGCUUGUCAAAUUUCAUCUUUCUUACAUCUUUAAAGCUGCACAAAGCUAUCUUUAUGGUCUUUGUGGCAUAUUCUGUCUUGUUUAUGUGCCUUAUUUUA
Molecule: messenger RNA, 1256 nt
Organism: Chanos chanos (milkfish)
Lineage: Eukaryota; Metazoa; Chordata; Actinopteri; Gonorynchiformes; Chanidae
Product: CD151 antigen-like
Exons: 8
Coding region: 119-883 (254 amino acids)
Biological process (GO): cell migration
Cellular component (GO): plasma membrane
Source: RefSeq, a predicted model, not a curated record